AUGCAAAAUCUGAGACAGACCUCAGCCAAGCUCCGGAGCGAGCUCCGGCGUCGUUCCCUGUGGUUUGAUGGCGCCAACCGCCAUGGGAACGACCCUUCCCUGGUCUUGGCAGCUGUGUGUGCAGGUUUGUUCCCGAACUUGGCAUUCCGUCCAAAGCGGGGAAAGCUGAAAGUGAACUACGGUCAGCUGGAAGCUGUGCCACACCCAUCCAGCGCCAUCUUUGACACUGACCCUGAAGGAGCUGGGCCAGGUGCAUUCGAUUCGACGGCCGCAGGUGGGUCCUGGCUUUGCUUCAAUGAACUGAGCCAGGUCGAGGAGCACUAUUCUCUCUCUGGAGUUUCACCAGCUAGGAGUAGCGUUCUCCUGCUACUUUGCGGAGAAGGUCCACUUCGGGAAGCGGACCUCGGUGACCCCGAGGCCUCACCAGUGAGCGAUGCCGCUAUCUCCCAAUGGUGGUCGGCACAACUGGGCGAAGCGGUCGAAGAGAUCGACAGAGACGAGGACGUGAAGGUCUCGCUGACCGAGCUGGGCACCUGGGUGGCGUUCCGCAUGCCGCUCCAGACCGCCCGGCGUUUGCAGGGGCUGCGAGAGAUGCUCCGUUUGGUCUUCCGGCUCUUCUGCAGUGAUGAGCAGCGCUUUCAUCAGCUGGUGGCAGAGGGUGAGGUUGGUGCCACCGUGCUGGAGUUGGCAGCCAGCUUGUUGAAAGCCGAAGGCGGCCAAGAUGGAAGGCGCACGAGCGGGACUUCCACACGCCCUCGAGGACGAGGGCGAGGAGCAGGACGCUCAGGAAAAGAUGAUCGAGAUGGAGGUGACUUUUUGUGUGGGGACGAGAAAGAAGCCAUAGCAAGCGAUGGACGUUUGGGCGACCUCAAGCAUACAGACCAGCACGGGAGGUAG
Molecule: messenger RNA, 897 nt
Organism: Durusdinium trenchii
Lineage: Eukaryota; Dinophyceae; Suessiales; Symbiodiniaceae
Source: the annotation of a GenBank genome assembly